CUCCCCGCCAGGUGGAGCGUUAGAGCGAGUCUCCAUCACUGCUCCGCCAUCAUAUAGGUACUAUGCAAAUAUGCACCGACAGGCGGAAAGACUUAUAAAUGAAUCCACCUUAUCCGCCUAUAUGAACGACUAUACUGCCUAUGACAUAGCUGCGUCUUCUUAGUAGGACCUCAUAUCUCUACUCAUACCUACAUGCUUACCUACAUAUCGCAUGAUUUACAUACGCGACCCGGGCGACGUAAGCACUCGGACGAGCCAUUCGCGGAUCGCAGAUCGAGAGCAGGAUUAAGGACAGGAGAGAGACAAGGCGGGAGAUUGGAAACCAAACUGCGAGCUGGGACAGGACGAAGGGAAGAGAAGGAAAGAAGAGAAAGAGAAGAGACCGCAGGCAUAUAUCCCCAUCGACGUCCCAGGAUGCCCCCCGGGGACAGCGACGACGAGUUAUUCGAGGACAUCCUGAACCUCGAGGAGCAGUACUACCGGGAGGGCUACGAGCAGGGGUACCAGGACGGCGCCGAGGCCGGGCGCGUCGAGGGGCGCUCGGUCGGCCUCAAGAAGGGCUUCGAGAAGUUCGUCGAGGCCGGCCGGCUGCAGGGCAAGGCCAUGGUCUGGGCGAACCGCGUGGCCGACUUCCCGGCGCGGUCGCCCUCUCAGGCUCGCGACCACAGAGACGGCGGAUCGAAGGCGGCCGAGGAGGGGCGGGCCCCCGCAGAGACGCCCAGCGCCUGCCCCCCCUCGCCGUCGGCGCCGGGCCGGCUGCCCCCGCUGCGCGGCAACGCGCGGCUGGAGAAGCACGUCGCGAUGCUGUACGGGAUGCUGGAGCCGGGGACGCUGUCGAUGGCCAACGACGACGAGUCAGUCAACGACUUCGACAGCCGCGUCAAGGGCGCCCAGAGCCGCGUCAAGAUGAUCGAGCGCGCCGUCGGCGAGGCCGUCCCCGCCGCCUCGUCCGCCGACAGCGCGCCCGCCAACCGGAACGACAACAUCGAGGACAUCGGCAGGAUACCGCAGCGGGGCCACGACGCCGCCGGGGACAAGGGCUAGAUAGAGGGGCAAAACUCGACCGAGAAAAAGAAAUUUAAAAAAAGGGGGGGGGGGGGGGGG
This is a messenger RNA of Durotheca rogersii, 1104 nucleotides long. RefSeq lists its product as uncharacterized. The record is from RefSeq and is a predicted model, not a curated record. Bases 193 to 1044 code for a protein of 283 amino acids. NCBI's taxonomy places the organism in Eukaryota, Fungi, Ascomycota, Sordariomycetes, Xylariales, Xylariaceae. The transcript has a single exon.